Molecule: messenger RNA, 763 nt
Organism: Suricata suricatta (meerkat)
Lineage: Eukaryota; Metazoa; Chordata; Mammalia; Carnivora; Herpestidae
Product: 60S ribosomal protein L39
Exons: 2
Coding region: 16-579 (187 amino acids)
Biological process (GO): translation
Cellular component (GO): ribosome; cytosolic large ribosomal subunit
Molecular function (GO): structural constituent of ribosome
Source: RefSeq, a predicted model, not a curated record
UGGGAGAAGCUGUAGAUGGUUUUAUUUUUCUGCUGCAAGAAGACUUAUUGUUUGCUUUUGGCCCACCACUUGGGAGACGGCUGCAGCUGCAGAGGGAGGCUCAGGCAGAAGCCCGGGGUUCAAGUGGAGGCCAGCGGGGCCCCUCCGAGGCUCCUAGUGGGACCGGAAGGCGGGCCUUUGGAAGAGAACGCGCCUGCGGAGGCGAGUCAGGUGUUCGGCAUCGUCCGAGGAACGUCACGGCCUCGUGCCGGAAGUGAUCGUCCGGAAGCCACGGAACUGGGCGUCCGAGCGCUCGUCCCCGUCCCGAAGGUCCCGGAUGUCUGUAUCGGCUCCGCUGCAACGCCGCGGGGUGGGACCCACGUUCUCAGGAGCCGGCUGAUCGUGGCCGAGCGGAAACCCCGACACAGCUGGCUGUUUCUCGCCAUGUCUUCUCACAAGACUUUCAGGAUCAAGCGAUUCCUGGCCAAGAAACAAAAGCAGAAUCGUCCCAUUCCCCAGUGGAUUCGGAUGAAAACUGGUAACAAAAUCAGGUACAACUCCAAGAGGCGGCACUGGAGAAGAGCGAAGCUGGGCCUGUAAGGGAUCGUGCAUGAGAUGGCCCACGUCUAUUCUGCCGCCCGCAAGUCCUGUGCUCUGGUUCAUCACCUCCCCGUUACUCGGCCUGUAGACCAGUUUUAUCUGGGAAAUGACUUCUCUGUUAUGAUUUUGCAUCAGUAUAUUGGUUCAGGAAUAAACACAUGAGAUGUUUUGGUUGGAAAAAAGA